ACACCAGAUCAACUAGAAAUAGCUGAAGGAGAGAGACCGGAGCGUCCAACAACCCGGCCUGACUUAAUUCAUUGAGGCUUCAUCUAGGACGAUCAGGCCUUGUGACCCUGCUCUCAUUGCACAUUUUGAAGGCUUCGACAAAGGCUUCAUUGUUUUUAGACUUUUUGGAUAUCCUCUCAGGUUCUCUUUUGUUUCAUCUUAAGAGUUUUCUGGAAACAUUGCCAUCAUGUCGACAGCUGUGGAAGCGACCGGGUUCAUCAUGUGCAUAAUCAGCUGGCUGAUCAACGGAGCAGCCCUUGCUAACGACUACUGGAAGAUUUCCACUGUGUCCGGCAGCGUCAUCAUCUCCCAGAGGCAGUUUGAAAACCUGUGGCACUCCUGCGCCGAAAACAGCGCCGGCAUCGCCGAGUGUAGAGACUUUGAAUCGCUGCUCUCCCUCCCCGCUCAUGUGCAGGCGUGCCGCGCUCUGAUGAUCAUCGCUCUGCUGCUCGGCCUCGGCUCCAUGAUUGUGUCUCUGCUCGGACUGAAGUGCAUCAAGAUCGGCUCGACCACCGAGCAAUCCAAGGCCAAGAUCGCCUCCACUGGGGGAAUCCUGAGCAUCGUCUCUGGUCUGUGCUGCAUGAUCGCCGUUUCCUGGUACGCCUUUAGAGUCGUGCAGGACUUCAACGACCCGUUCACCGGUGGAGUGAAGUUCGAGCUGGGUACUGGCCUCUUUAUGGGUUGGGGUGGAGCCUCUCUGAGUAUGCUGGGUGGAGCUUUACUCUGCACCGCCUGCAAGAGAGCAUCAGCUGGAGGCAAGAAAGGCGGUUACUAUGGAAACCAGCCAAAGAAGGUCUACACGGCUACGGCCAAGUCCGAUCCAGAUUCAGCCAGAGCUUACGUCUGAGCCCAUGUGUCGUACUCUUUACUGUACAUCGAUACAUCUGUACACUUGCAAGAACAUUCAUUUUCUAAAGGCUUACACCAACUUCAACCUCCAACUAAUGUAACAAAGUUCUAACCCCACAAAUAAGUCAGGUUUUAGGGGACCAGGUGUUUGUCCCCAGACGGACAGACUAAUGAAUGUUCUUUUUCUGUACUUUUGGAAUAUUUACUUAUUUUUUUAAGAGUUUUUGAGGCAAAAUUUGAAAUCUAAAUGUUGGGAAAGAUUUGUAGAUGAGUGUUAAUGAUUGUGUAAUUCCGUUUGUUUAUUAUUAUCUGAAUAAAGUUUGUAUUACAGAAAUAAAUAAAUAAAUAUGGUUUUUGGUUCUUUUUUAAGAAACACAUAUUUCAUACAUAUUUUAUAUUGUAAUUAACACAAAUCUUAUGUUAAACAUAACUAAAUAAUAUUACUCAAUUAAUAUAAUGUGCAGGAAAUAUACAAAUGAUUACCACUUUAUUUAACCCUUUGGUAUAGUAUGUAUAAGCAGUAAAUAUACAGUUGUUGUAAGAACAUAAAGGAAAAU
Dicentrarchus labrax (European seabass) is the source of this 1445-nucleotide messenger RNA. RefSeq names its product claudin 15-like a (gene cldn15la). The record is from RefSeq and is a predicted model, not a curated record. Gene Ontology annotation, cellular component: plasma membrane; bicellular tight junction. Bases 227 to 886 code for a protein of 219 amino acids. Gene Ontology annotation, biological process: cell adhesion; bicellular tight junction assembly. Gene Ontology annotation, molecular function: structural molecule activity. The transcript is spliced from 5 exons. Lineage: Eukaryota; Metazoa; Chordata; Actinopteri; Moronidae.